Ostertagia ostertagi is the source of this 648-nucleotide messenger RNA. The record is from the annotation of a GenBank genome assembly. NCBI's taxonomy places the organism in Eukaryota, Metazoa, Nematoda, Chromadorea, Rhabditida, Trichostrongylidae.
AUGGAUUUUGCAUCCGUCCUUGAAAUGACGGCCCUAGACUGGGUGCUUCUAGCUCUGCUAGUUGUGUUGUUUUGGAGAUGGUUGAGAAGGCGCGGAGAACCAGAGGUCACACAGCCGAAACCUCCUACAGUCAAGCCUCUACCGAAACAAGACAUGACACUACAAGAGCUUCGUAAAUACGAUGGAGUCCAGGAUGAACACAUACUUUUUGCAUUGAAUGGGACGAUCUACGACGUCUCACGCGGUCGCAACUUCUAUGGUCCAGGUGGUCCAUAUGGUGCCCUAGCGGGAAGGGAUGCAACGAGAGCUUUAUCCACGAUGGAUGUGAAGGAUGUAAGGGAUGAGUGGGACGACCACGAAGGUUUAACCACCGAUGAGAGAGAAACCGCUAAUGAAUGGGAAGCUUCGUUCAAAUACAAAUAUCCAACUGUUGGUAAACUCAUCAAGGACGGUGAAGUUCGUGUUGAUUACGCUGUAUGGUUGCAUGAAGUAUGUCCAUCGAUGGAGCACGCUUUGUUAGCGACACUCGAACAAAAAAGGAUCACUCAGCGUGCUAGGGACGAGAUGAGGUACAUCAACGACGCGUCAUGUGGUCUUCGAGCAGAUGAUAUGGACGAGGAGGAGGAGGACAGCGGAGAUGAUCACUAA